Caenorhabditis sp. 36 PRJEB53466 is the source of this 1787-nucleotide messenger RNA. Lineage: Eukaryota; Metazoa; Nematoda; Chromadorea; Rhabditida; Rhabditidae. The record is from the annotation of a GenBank genome assembly.
AUGAAGCACGGAGAGUUGCAUCAGAUGAGCCCGCCGCCGACUCUCACGCCGCCGCAGGAUCCCUCCGGUUUCAACGACGAAGAGCAAGAGGACAAGCCGCCGCUCAUUCAGCCGAUCGGGCGGUCGCUUCCCGAUGAGGACAAAACGUAUAUCUAUCAGAUUCUUUAUCCGGUGAGCUCAUUUUAAAAGUACUUUUUGCAAUGUUUGUUUCUGAAAAUGCCGACUAGAGUGUAGCCGUCGUAAAUCGUUUUUUUAAAUUGCUACGCUGCAUGGAAAAAGUAUUUGGCUCAAAAAAACGCAAAAAAUUUUCAGCACUCGCAAACAUCAGAAUCCAGCUACGCUCGUCCGGUGACUCCGCUUCAAAUUUCGCCACCCGAAGGCAAUGCGACGUCGCCGACAGUACCAGUUUCGUGCGGACAAGCCCACGGAAAGAUGCAUCUGCACAUGUUCUUGUGUCCGGGAAUCCAUCAGCCGUGCAUCGAAAUCGGAAGUGAGUUCUUUCCGCAAAAAGUUCUAAACUGAAAAGAAAAUGAAAGUUUCAGACGAACUGCUUUCGCCGAAACAAUUUACAAUCCGUGGUGAUAAGGAGCGACAGAAGGACUGGAAGGCUAGCAUUCGCAUAGGAAGAUCUUCGUUGAGGUGAGAGCUGUUCUCGUUUGGCCCUCCCGGCCGGCCAAAAAACCGUUACAGGGCCGAUUAAAAACGUGGAAAAUAUGUUCUUCUCGCGUGACAUUCCAACAGCAUAUUCAGUUCUCCUUUUCCAGAACCCACAUGGAAGCCUCGACGAUCGACUUCUUCGACCACGAAAAUCGGUGCAGCGGAAAGUGUCAGAGCCGCAACUAUGUUAAUGCUCCGACCGAACGCGAGGAGGUUGCUCAGUCGCGGAAAGCGAAGCGCAAUGCUGACGUCAGCUUUUUGAAGAACGAGAUUGAGUGCGAGAUCACCGGGAAGGAGCUGGAAGAGAAGAAGAGUGAGCAGAGAUUCGGAAGAUCCACUGGAAGCCAUCCAGUUUCAGACGGAAAGAAAACGCGCGGACGUCCACGUGGAAGUGUGAACAAGCCGAGGCCUCCGAACAAAGAACAGCAGGACGAGACCUUCUUCGAGGAGUUCUUUACCGACGAACCGUUAGUCGACGCGCAGUUGCCAUCACAAGAGUUUCAUCCUGCAGUCGUUGCGCCGCCGGAUCGCUUCCAAAAUGGAUGCUCGUCGUCUGCGGACAUCGUUAAUUGCCUUCAGAAUGGUAAGAGCUUUGCACUUGCGCUGAAAACUCAUGGAAAGUCAGAUUUCGUUGCAGAUCCUGUUAAUUUCUGGUCGCAAAUGCAACAUGCCGGUGUGAUCAGCCACUUCUGCGACGACAUAAUUGUCAGCGCCAUCAACCUGAAGCAAUCUGCCAUCGAGAAUCAGCUCACUCCAACUGGUAGGUAUUCCGAAUCGAAGAAUUCACAUAAUUUUCGUAUUUUCCAGUCGCCAACACUCUCACCCGUGCCGUUUUUGCCCUCGGAGUUCAAAACGUCGUUGUUCAUCGCGUCCAAUCGAUCGAGCGGAGCGUCCAUCAGCAGCGCAAGCACGAAGAGAUGUUCGUAGAAAUCCACUCGAAAGUUCAAGAGGAGCAGCGUCAAAAGCAUCCGGAAGAUCUGACUACCACCGGCGGAAGCAUUGAAUCGGUGCACACGGCUCUCGAGAUCCAGGAUUCCGACGAGCUCAUCGACGUGGUCAAGUACGAGGAUUUCCCACCGGAAAUGAGUUCCAUGUCUUACCAUCAACCCGGCCCCAGCAAUGGUUUAUAA